Messenger RNA from Durusdinium trenchii, 669 nucleotides. The record is from the annotation of a GenBank genome assembly. NCBI's taxonomy places the organism in Eukaryota, Dinophyceae, Suessiales, Symbiodiniaceae.
AUGUCACAUGCAAGGGUGGGCCAACAUGAACUCAAUGUUCACCGCAAAGCUGCACGGGAAGGUCUCAGCUAUGAUGCAAAGAUAUCCUAUAUAGAGCUGCCAAUUUGCACUGACCAAAACGCUGGCACUGUUGGGAUUGAAACGUGGCCAAUCCUGCUUCCAGCUGAUUUGGUAGCUGCUAUGAUCAAGAAUGGAGACCUUAGAUUUCUCACUCAGCUUGACAAAAUGGAAGACUAUUGGAAACAUCUUCUGAAAGAUUAUCCUAAUCAUCCAGUGGUUGGCCAGGAGGCCAUGAGUGUACCUUUGACGUUGUAUGGAGAUGAGGGCCAAGCGCUGGGUGGCUCCUGGAUGAACUAUCACUUCUGCCCAUCCUUGAGCCCUUGCAUUUCCAAUUCUGCCUGCAGCCGCUUCCUCAUGUGCUGCAUUCCUGCCGCCAUGUAUGUGUUUGAUGAGCAUGGUGUGAAUCUUACGCUUCAAGCUGCAACAGCGGCCAUUCGGGACAGCUUCAACUCUUUGUCCCGAACUGGUGUGCCAAUCCAAGACCCGGAAACUGGUGAGUGCGUUUGCACGCUCAAGUUUUGGAUUGCGCAUGUCACGGGGGAUUGGAAAUUCCUCUACCAGACCUUCAACUUCCAGCGGUAUGCAACCUAUGAAGAGGCAAAUGGCUGA